This is a messenger RNA of Porites evermanni, 516 nucleotides long. The record is from the annotation of a GenBank genome assembly. NCBI's taxonomy places the organism in Eukaryota, Metazoa, Cnidaria, Anthozoa, Scleractinia, Poritidae.
UUGCAUGUUUGCAGACCAGUGAAGGGUAUUCAAGGUUUAACAAGAGAAAUCAUUCUUGCUCUGGUGGCAAACCUGGCGAGCAGAGAGUUGAGACGAUCAGAGGGUGAGGCAAGAGGUUUGCCCCCUGAAAACCCCAGGGCAAGUACCACUGACGAUGUUGAAGGAAUGAUUGCCCUUUUCCAUGAGUUGCUUGGACCAAUUUUUGAUCACAAGGCAUUUAAGCUAGAAUUCCCAAAAAUAAUGAAUGAAUUCAACAAACGGAUUGAUCCUGAUCUCCCCUUUUACUACUGGAGUGGCAUCCAUGAGCGUUUUCAUUUGAAAGCUUUGCUAAGCUUCAAUAAGCCAUCUCAAUCAGGAAUUGAACGCUUAGAUCAAGUAGUGAUUUCACGUAGAGGUGAUCCAGGGGUGUUUGUGGCAAACCGUGCCAAUCUGCCUCAACGGGGUUCGCUUACUGUUAGGGUUCAAUUUCAUGCAGCAAGUGAGACACUUCCACCAAUGAAUUUAUCUGACUUUUAA